CGUGUUUAAUCUUUAUUGAUAAAAUCAAGCUCGACUAUGGCUGGACUAUAUAUCUGCCUUCUCGCUCUCUUCAYUACCUUCAAAUUUACAGAAACUYUAAAAUGCCACUCAUGUAGCAACAUCGACUCCUACGACAGCUGCUUGGAAGAAAAAGUAAUCGAGGAAUGCCCUGCAAGCUUACUCUGUGCGAAGUUUUCCUACAAGUUAMGGAAGGAUAAUGGCGACCUUCUUCAAGUCUAUGGCAGGGCCUGUCAGAAUGAGGACAACUGCAAGGACCCUAAGACGCUUUGCCGCACCUCGAAUCUUAUGAGCGAAUGCGAUAUUUAUUGUUGUGACGAUAAAGACAUGUGUAAUGCUGGCUCAUAUUAUCGGGUCAGCGGUCUUCUUUUGCUCCUACUUUCUCUAUAUAUACCACUCUUUCAUACGUAG
Messenger RNA from Actinia tenebrosa (Australian red waratah sea anemone), 429 nucleotides. RefSeq lists its product as uncharacterized. The record is from RefSeq and is a predicted model, not a curated record. Lineage: Eukaryota; Metazoa; Cnidaria; Anthozoa; Actiniaria; Actiniidae.